CCAGGCUCCAGGGCUCCGACCCACCUGAAGCGCCUGCCCCCCAGGCCGCUAGAUACUACAUGUACGUGAAGCCGAGGCCCCACGUCACUUCCCUGGUUGCUUGACCCCAGGAAUGUGGGAGCUCUAAUCCCGCUUCGAUAUGGGGUCAGAGACACCUUGCGAAUGGCAUAGUUUCUUACUUUUAUAACUCUUCGAAUGUGACGAGGGUCUCUAGACUCUGUUUGGCAUAGUCUCAGAGACCUUGAAUUGGAUUUCAGUAUAAGCGCGCCUGAUCAUGGCGUCCAUGCUAGAAUUCCGCACGCCUGGCUUCAACCCCUACGCCGUCAAAUAUUCUCCCUACUACGACUCGCGCAUUGCCGUCGCCUCAGCCGCUAAUUAUGGUAUUGUUGGGAAUGGCCGGCUCUUUUGCCUGGGACUAGGUCCCCAGGGCGUCCAGGUAGAAAAGACCUUCGAUACCAAUGAUGCCCAGUAUGAUCUCGCCUGGUCCGAGAUCAACGAGAACCAGCUUCUUGCUGCUUGCGGAGAUGGGUCAAUAAAGCUCUACGACGUCAAUGUCAACGACUUUCCUAUUAUGAACUUCCACGAACACAAGCGCGAAACGUAUUCCGUGGCUUGGAAUCCUGUCACCAAAGACACUUUCGCGUCGAGUUCUUGGGACGGAACUGUUAAAAUUUGGUCACCAACGAGAAGAGAGUCCAUCAGAACGCUCCCUGUCGGCAAUUGCACUUAUAGCACAUCUUACUGUCCCUCGAAUCCAAAUAUUAUCUCGGCCGUGUCGACCGACUCACACCUUCGCAUUUUUGACCUUCGGACGCCUGUCACCGCUCAGUAUCACCUCACAGCUAAGAUCCCAGUCCAUCAAGCGCCGUCUACGCCCAUGCCUCCAGGCAUCUCACCUCCUUUCAUGCCGGCCGAGAUAUUGACCCACGAUUGGAACAAGUAUAGAGACACGGUCAUAGCCACAGGAGGUGUGGAUCGAGUAAUAAGAACUUUUGAUAUAAGAACCCCAACAGCGGGGCCCGCGUCCAUCAUGAUGGGUCACGACUAUGCUGUACGAAGGCUGGCCUGGAGCCCGCACGCCGCCGAUAUCCUUCUUAGUGCUAGUUAUGACAUGACAGUGAGACUGUGGACCGACGGUUCUACCAUGCCCGCCAACGAAGGCUCACCGCCCGUAAAGCCAGGCCUACAGCUCGGAAUAAUGAAUAGACAUACAGAAUUUGUGACCGGUGUUGACUGGUGUCUCUUUGGUGUUGCUGGCUGGGUUGCAACGGUUGGGUGGGACGAGCGAGUCUUGCUGUGGGAUGCUAAUAUGAUGCUCCAGGGAAAAGGUUGACCGAUAUUGCUCGAGGCUUGUCCGUCAAAAUUCUUGGUAUGAUAUGCAUGGGAGGCGUUUUGGGAGCAAAGAGAGGACUUGUUUCAUUGAUACCACCAAGUAUGCGUUUAGAAGAGCACAAUAUUUCAUGGUACAGCUCAUGGGUCGAAAGGGGGGGACAACUAGAGCUCGUGCAAUAAAAGUUCUACGGCCAAUCCUCUUUGAGCUGUACAGAGAGCAACUUUCUCUUUGUCAACCUUCCAGUGUGGAUCAUGUAAAACAUUUUGGGAACUGGCGCCUCUUUAUCCAUCCUCCAUGCCUACCUGCCUACAGGAUUCUAGUUGAGCUGUCAUCGGU
Molecule: messenger RNA, 1669 nt
Organism: Xylaria bambusicola
Lineage: Eukaryota; Fungi; Ascomycota; Sordariomycetes; Xylariales; Xylariaceae
Product: WD repeat domain-containing protein
Exons: 3
Coding region: 275-1333 (352 amino acids)
Biological process (GO): protein import into peroxisome matrix
Cellular component (GO): cytosol; peroxisomal matrix
Molecular function (GO): protein binding
Source: RefSeq, a predicted model, not a curated record